Molecule: messenger RNA, 1640 nt
Organism: Cuscuta epithymum
Lineage: Eukaryota; Viridiplantae; Streptophyta; Magnoliopsida; Solanales; Convolvulaceae
Source: the annotation of a GenBank genome assembly
CUCAGGGGGGGUUCAUUAAGGCAUCAAGCCACAACCCGACGGUCCCAUACUCAGUCCCUGUGCAGACUGCAGAGAUCUCUCUCCGGAAAAAAAUCCCACUAUACUCCGUCGUCGUUUCCGGUCAACCACACGCCACGUGGACUGUCAUACGUGUCUGCCGCGCGAUUGCUCCCCAGGCACACGUGUGGGAGAGCUGAAAUUGUUUAAAACUUCUGGAAUAGAACCACUAAGAUCAUAGCAAUGGGUGCACCAAAGCUGAAGUGGACAUCAGGAGAAGAAGCUGCACUUAAAGCUGGUGUGGCCAAGUAUGGGAUGGGAAAGUGGAGCACCAUACUCAAAGAUCCAGACUUUGCUCCGAUAUUGCGUUCUCGGUCUAAUGUGGACCUCAAGGAUAAAUGGAGAAAUCUUCAUGUCAUGACCAAUGGUUGGGGGUCUAGGCAGCGGGGUAAGAUUGUUGGUAAAAUCACUCAAUCCAAGAAUGAUGACGAUGAUGAUGAGCCUAUGGCUCUUACCACUGUGGUUGAUAAUAAUGUGGACAUUCUUGAUGCUAAGCCCCUUGCUACAGUUAAUGGAUCACAAACAGAUAUCUGCUCUAAGAAACCAAUCACUAGCUUGGACAAUCUGAUAAUGGAGGCUAUAGCCAAGCUGAAGGAACCUCGAGGAUCUAGUAGAAACGCAAUUUGCAUGUUCAUUGAGGAGAGCUACCAGGCUCCUCCAAACCUUGAAAGGCUGUUGGCUGCAAAUUUAAAGGACUUAACCGAAAAAAGAAGGCUCAUAAAGGUGAAGCAUUUUUACAGGAUCGCACCUAAUGGGAUGUCAAUGGUUGAUGUAAAGAUGGAGCCUUCUCCUUUGCUUCUUGAGGGAAAGCAGAUGACACAACUUGCACCAAGACCAGAAAGUAGUAAUGGAACAAGAAUGCUGACUAAGGCACAAAUUGACGCUGAACUGGAGAAGAUGAGGAAUAUGAGUGCACACGAGGCAGCAAUUGCAGCUGCACAAGCAGUUGCAGAGGCUGAAGCCGCCAUUGCUGAGGCUGAACGGGCGGCAAUGGAAGCAGAGGAAGCAGAGGCUGAGGCAGAAGCUGCAAGGUGUUUUGCUGAAGCUGCAACCAAGGCGUUGAACUUUCAGGCCACUAUCCAUGUCUAGAACAUUUGCUAUCUCAGUGAACAUGUGGAUACAGGGGGCGAAUCCAAGAAUCUGGAUUGGACUGGAAUGAAGAAUAAAUAUGGCUUAAAUAAUUAUAUUAGCGGAAUGGGUUAAAUAUGAAAAAUGAAAAAAAUAUACUAAAAAUAGCGGGAAAAAUUAAGUUAAUCUGAGCUUUAGGCUGCCCUAGCCCUAAUGUAGAUCUUCCCAUGUGUGAUAGUUACAAAUAUACAAUAAGAUUUGUACUCCACAUGAUUUGUAAAUCUGAAAUUUUGUCUAUACCAAAAAGUGGAAGACGAAGACACUUUUGUAGGGAUAUGUAUGAGCAAAGUCAAUGGAAGAGUGAAAUGCAAGGAGAGCUCAAUAUGCAAUGCCAUUUUAAAAACACUGAUGUUUAUGGAUAGUAAAUGUUGGGGGUUGUGAAUUGCUGCUUUAAAUGUUGAAUAUUUUGGCAGUAACAUCAAUUUCCCCCUUUAAUAAUCUAAAGGGAAAACUUG